ACUUUAGCGCCAGAUUACGGUUGGACGUGAAGUUAUGUUGAUCUUAAGAUUCAUUCUUUUGUAUUUGCCUUUCUGUUUAUUGAUAUGUAAGGCUGAUGAUGCUGCUACAGCACCUGAAGUCGAAAACAAGAAACCGUCAUUCAAGAAUCCAAAUAUCCCCAAAAAUGCUUACCUUGCACUGUUCUUUAACUCACCAUCAGAUAUUACUGAGAAACUUGUAGUCUCUCAGGCACGCAAAGAUGGUAUAGAUGACUCAAUUGCGAAGUAUGAUGGUGUUUGGUCUGUUGAAGUGCCAUAUACCAGUGCGAUAGAAAAUGAUUAUGCACUGGUCCUCAAAUCCAAGGCAAAACAUCAUGCUGUUUCGACAAAACUGUUCAGGCCAAUAAAGUUUGACACCAAUGAGCUUGUUAUCCAGUAUGAUGUCAAGUUCCAAGAUGGGAUCGAUUGUGGUGGCGCCUACAUAAAGUUGUUGAGUGCUUCACCAAAUUUGGACCUGAAACAAUUUAACGACAAAACUCCGUAUACAAUUAUGUUCGGUCCCGACAAAUGUGGACUAGAGAACAAAUUCCACUUUAUUUUCCGGCACAAAAAUCCCAAGACUGGUGUGUAUGAGGAAAAGCACGCUAAAAAGGUUGUUCCAGAACUGGAGUCAUACUUUUCAGACAAGAAGACACACCUUUACACAUUAGUUUUACGUUCGGAUAACUCAUUUGAGCGGUACAUCGACCAGAUUAAGGUUCAAAGUGGCAGCCUACUUGAAGAUUUUGAUCCUCCAGUUAAUCCUCCCAAAGAAAUUGAUGAUCCUGACGAUAAAAAACCAAGUGAUUGGGAUGAGAGAGAAAAGAUUGUCGAUACAAAUGCCAAAAAGCCGGAUGACUGGGAUGAAGAUGCUCCCGCAACUAUCGAAGAUGAAAGUGCCGUGAAACCAUCCGGGUGGCUUGAUGAUGAACCAGAGAUGAUUCCAGAUCCUGCUGCAGUACCUCCAAAAGACUGGGAUCGUGAAAUGGACGGUGAGUGGGUUGCACCACAAAUAAAUAAUCCUAAAUGCGCCAGUGCACCUGGGUGCGGUAAAUGGCAACGACCAAUUAUACCAAAUCCAAAAUACAAGGGCAAAUGGUCUGCUCCAAUGAUUCCUAAUCCAAAUUAUAAGGGUAUUUGGACACCAAGGAAAAUUCCAAACCCUCACUAUUUUGAAGAAAAGAAUCCAUUCAAGAGCUUAGCUGAAGUGAACGCAAUAGGUCUAGAAUUAUGGUCCAUGACUGACGGGAUUACUUUUGACAACUUCCUGAUUGUUGAUUCAAAGCGCGCGGCUGAUGAAUUUGCUCAAGAAACAUGGACAAUUAAAAAGGAAGCUGAAAGAUUAGCCGAUCCGAAAGCACAAAGUGUUGUGGAUGCUAUACGAGAAACCUAUAAUGAGAAACCUUGGCUUAUCUUUGUAGUUGGCCUUGUUUGUACAUUACCCAUUCUUUUAUGCUGUAUCUACAUGUGCCGGUCACCAUCCAAACAACAUGAUAUUGGUAUGCGCAAGAAGACGGAUACAUCCACGCCAGACGACUCUCAUGUACAUGUUAGUGAAAGAAAUGCAGAAACUGAAGAAUUAGAAGAAUCUGGCGAAGAAGAUAUUGUCCAAGUUUCUAAAGGCUCCGGUGAUGAAUCAACCGCAAAUAAAACAGGGAGCAGCAGAGAUAACUCCGGAGAGGAAACUCCUGAUGAAUCUGGAGAACCCGAGGUAUGACAUAUUUAGUUAGUCCUGGUUCUUAAAUGGCCCCAGUAUAGUGGUUACUUUAAAAUUGGUUAGUUUAUGUGGAUUGGUUAAUAGUCAUUCAAGUCACUUUCAUGUCUAUUUUAUUAAAUUUAUAUUAUCCAUUUCAGAAAGCGGCUGCAAAACAGUCUAUCAGAAAACGACGUUCACGAAAGGAAUAAAUUUACUCCCUUGGAUUUCAUUCCUGAAACACGUGUUCGUAUAGCUUAUAUAAUCCUAAACCUUACAAGCAUGUUUUCUUUGGAUUGGUGAGAUAUAAUCGUAAUUAUCAUCUCUCCCGUUAUGUUAUUUGUUACUGUAGUUUUGUGUCUCUUAUGGAGACGGUUUAUGUCUGUUUAUCUACUUACUGUAUCAUUCACUCUUCGAUAUAUGUAGAUGUUGAAUUGGCAUUACAUUUUGUUUCCAUUUUAUAGUUUUGAAAAUCUUGUUUCUUAUUGUCAUUUCGUUUCAACCCAGUGUUUUUUGCUUACGAAUAUGUUUUACUUCAUUUUCAUUUGAAGUCGACGUUUGUGUUUUACGAAUCAAUAAUUUUCAUUUUGUGAAUAAAAUCAUUCUCUGC
Messenger RNA from Schistosoma mattheei, 2321 nucleotides. Lineage: Eukaryota; Metazoa; Platyhelminthes; Trematoda; Strigeidida; Schistosomatidae. The record is from the annotation of a GenBank genome assembly.